GUAAUGCUGUGCAGUUUCCAGGAGGAUCUUCUUUUCUCGCUUGAUUUUGCAAAUAUGAGGACUGCACUUAGGAAGCAAACGUUAUGAUGGACUCUACUCGACACUGCAGAAAAUAUACCAUUUUAUUGUUUCAUUUUCUGGCGUUUAAUACUACAUCCUCUCAUGAACCUUUAUCUGGAAAUACAGUGAAUGGGAGCAUCGAGGGACAGUUUGCAGAUAUCGUCUUAGGUCCCUCUUGGUAUUAUACAUCUAUUAAUUCCGUGCCCAAGCAUGGCACAGUCGGCUUACACUCCCAUAACAGAUGGGGAACACAGAUGGCUUUCUCCAAAACGGUUUAUUCAUUUGAAGUGAAAGAAGACACCCUACCAGGAACAGUUGUGGGAAAGGUGGAAACGGUGUUUGAUAGUCUCACGCCUAUCACAUACUCAGUGCAGGAGGAUGACGGAGAGAACCUGUUCCUCCUCAGCCCCUUCUCAGGGGAGUUCUUACUGUCCCGCAGUCUGGAUUUCGAAGUACAAAGAUUCUACAUACUCACUGUGUUGGUGCAGCAGGGGGAUUCACAGGUUUCCAGUGUCAGGGUGUACUUCAAUGUGUUAGAUGUAAACGACAACCCCCCUGUUUUCAGUCAGGAUGCCUUUUCUGCGUCAUUGCUGGAAGACGCACGGGUUGGAACUUGCUUCCUGUUUUUAAAUGUGUCAGAUAAAGAUGAUGGUGACAAUGGAGACUUGAAGCUAAGAGUGGCUGGUGGCGAUAAAGAGGAAGUUUUCUUCAUAAACACAGCUGGUAGUUUGUGCCUGAACACAGAGUUAGACAGAGAGAGCCAACCCUUCUACAAUCUGACUGUGACAGCCAAUGACUGUGUCCAGCCUGCGUCUUUACAGUUCACCAGCACAGCGCAUGUUAGUGUGGUGGUUGAUGAUGUCAAUGACAAUGCGCCAUUGUUUGUGUCAGGAAAAAUAGUCAGCAUACCAGAGGACACUGCACUUCAUUCUGUUAUAAUGACUGUUCAUGCUGUGGAUGAAGACAUUGGAUCCAAUGGGGAAGUUUUAUAUUAUUUAAACAACACUUCUGGUGGCGUGUUUAGCAUUGAUAACAUGAGUGGCAAAAUAUACCUUGAGGAGGAAUUGGACAGGGAACAGGUAGACACCCUGACUAUUACUGUAACAGCCAGUGAUAAAGGCUCACCCAGGAUGGCCACCAUUAUGAAUCUCACGGUGCACGUUGAGGAUGCUAAUGACCAUGACCCUGAGUUCUCUCAAAGCACCUACAGCUUGACAAUCAGCGAGGAUAUCCCCAUAGGAACGAGUCUGUGUCAGGUUCAGGCUCUUGAUCGAGACAUCGGUACAAAUGGACACGUGCGAUACAUAUUGACCCAGACCAGACCUUUUGUGGUGGACGCGGUUCGAGGUGUCAUCACAGUCUUGGACAAACUGGACAGGGAGAGGCAUUCAAACUACACCUUAACCCUAACAGCUGUGGAUCAGGGGAAUAAACACAGAUCUGCUACUGCUGCUAUCAGCGUCACAGUGUUGGAUGUCAAUGACUUUGCACCCCUCUUUACUCCACAAACACUUACCAUACAUGUGAUGGAGAAUGAGAAGGACCCCGCUCAGCUAACACGACAGGUAUCAGCUUUAGAUGAAGAUUUAGGCGUCAACAGCCAGCUUACCUAUUUCAUACAGAAAGAAAAUAGUGACGGUUUGUUCUCCAUCACUCCCAGUGGCAUGUUUCAAAUUUUACACAGUCUGGACAGAGAGAGGGAAUCAUUGUACUUGGUUACCAUCAUUGCUGUGGAUUCAGGAUUGCCACCUCUAACAGGAACUCUAACCAUACAUGUCAUAGUAGAUGAUGUCAAUGAUAACUGUCCAGAGUUUACUGAGGUAGUCUACAACACCAUAGUGUCUGAGGACAGUCCCACAGGCACUGUGUUUGCCAUGAUAUCUGCAUCUGACAAUGAUGAGGGUGUCAGCGGGGAAAUAAGGUAUUCCAUGGAGAACCUUGAUGUGCCUUUCGCCAUUGAAGAAACAUCUGGAGAGCUGUUUACAACCGAUGUCCUGGACAGGGAGACAGUAGCCAUUUACAGGUUGAUAGUGAUUGGCAGUGAUGAGCAUCCCACUCAGCCUCUGUCAAGCUCAGUGCUUGUUACUGUUCUCAUUGGAGAUAUUAACGACCACUGGCCCCAGUUUAUGAACAGCCCCUAUGUGGCCUAUGUGCCCACUGAGAUGGCUCAAGGCUCAGUCGUUUGUGCAGUAAGAGCAACAGAUGCAGAUACUGAGAUGAACGCAGAACUGCAUUAUUCGCUAUAUGGACAAAGUUCAGAUCUGUUUUCCAUACAUCCCUACAGCGGCAGUGUAUUCGCUUCAAGUGCUCUCCAGGGAAUGAAAGAUAUCAUUGUCAAUGUACAUGUGGAAGAUGCUGGAGAAAAUCCUAAAUUUGACAUCACUACGAUCAGUAUCCGGUUUCAGAACUUCUCUGAGUUUCCAGAGAUGAAUGUGGAUGUUCUGAGCGAUUCCCUCUCUGAGGAUGAGCCAUUGGGAACAUUAGUGGCAGUUGUCUCCGCAGCGAGCAUAAGGGCUGAACCUGUCUCUUUUUAUUUAGCUUCUGGAAACUUUGAAGACAUGUUUCAUGUGGAGCAAUUGAGUGGCGUGUUGACAGUGGAGAACCCUCUGGAUUAUGAGAACAAAAAGGAGUUUACUUUGUUGAUAGAAGCCAGAGAUUCUGGCUCGCCUCCUUUCUCAUCAUUUGCAGAAAUUCACAUAAACAUCAGUGAUGUAAAUGAUCACUUCCCUCAGUUCACCCAAGCUGAUUACAGGUGUGAGGUGUUCGAGAACUCCCCGCCAUCCUGGGUUUGCGAUGUUCUCGCCACUGACGCUGAUUCAGGCAGUUACGGCACAGUGCAGUACAACAUAACAGAAGGAAACACUGAUAGGUUUUUCACAAUUGACCCGGAGAAUGGUUUAUUGAGCACCACUGCAAGUUUAGACAGAGAAAAUACCCCUGAAUUUAAUUUAACAGUUGAAGCUGCAGAGCUAAACAACCCUUUUCAUAAAGACACAGCAACCGUUAUUGUAGUUGUUUUAGACAGAAAUGACAACGCACCUCGUUUUUCACAGAUUUUCCUUACAGAGGUAUCUGAGGAUUCCCCUGUUGGACACACGGUUAUACAAGUCACCGUAACUGAUGAUGAUACUGGUCCCAAUGCAGUAAUUAAUUACUCCAUACUUGACCAAAUUGAUGAAAUGCCAUUUAAUAUUGACUUCACCACUGGCUGUAUUACGGUUGGAAGACUUCUGGACAGAGAGAUGCAGGAUCAUUAUAUCUUGAAAGUAAAUGCAAACGAUUCAGCAUGGAGCAUCAGCACAGACGUCACUAUAGUCAUAGCAGAUGUCAAUGAUAAUAGACCAGUAUUUUCUGAUAAUUUUUACAGUGUUGUCCUCCCUGAAACAAAAGAUAAAGAGGUGUUUGUUUUGCAGGUUCUUGCUACAGAUGCAGACAUGGAGCAAGACGGUGAGAUUUUGUAUGUUAUUGAACCUCUAAAUGAGCAGUUUUGGGUGAACGGUUCCUCUGGUGAGAUCUAUACGAAGCAGCCACUGCUGUUACAUAAUCCUGCCUUUGAAAUCUACCAGUUUACAGUCAUUGCAUUUGAUUGUGGCAUUGUUCCUCUAUACAGUGAAACCACUGUCACAGUAAGAUUAGAACCAUAUAACUACCACCCACCAAUGUUUUUACCUCUCCAGCCUCUGAUUGCUAUCCCCUAUGACAUGGCUGUUGGUACUGAGGUGGUCCAGUUUACAGCAAUAGAUCAGGAUGUCAGUAACAUCAGCGGUGGUAUUGAAUAUGUUGUGAAUGGAGGUAAUGCAUCUGAUUUCUUCUGGAUCCAAACAGACAAUGGAAAAGUAAUGUUAACUCAAAGUUUGGUGGAGAGCAUACAUUUUUUUUUCACUUUAUUAGUUCUUGUAAAAGAUCAGGGCUUCCCCCCUUUGUCAUCACAGACUGAAAUCACUUUUGAAAUAACUGGGAGGAAUCAAUUUUCUCCGAGCUUUAGAGAGCUGGAUGUCAUUUUCUCUGUCCCCGAGGACUUGCCGGUAGGAUCUGUUAUUGGGAGAAUUCAAGCAGAAGAUAGGGAUUAUGGUCCCAACGGUGCCAUUGUGUACUGCAUUACCACAGAAAAUCAAUAUUUACCAUUCUCUGUAGGAGAUAAAUCUGGGCUACUAACACUGAUCAAAGAGCUUGACUUUGAAAGAGAAAUUAUUUAUCAUGCUCAAAUCAAAGCCCUGGAUGGAGGCUGGGUCUCUAAAACUGGCAUGUUAAAUGUUACAGUGGUAGUUAUGGAUGUAAAUGACAAUCCUCCAGUCUUUUCGUCCUCAGAAUACACCACGUCAGUGCCUGAAAACUCAGAAAUUGGAACAAACGUUCUAGUUGUGAAGGCUGCAGAUGCUGAUUCAGGUGCACAAAUAUCCUAUUCUCUUAUUGCUGGCCGUGUGGAUAAAUUUGCAAUUGAUUCAAGAAAUGGCACUAUCACCACAUUGGAUUUGUUUGAUUAUGAGCGAGAGCAGAUCUUUGAUAUUACAAUCAAAGCUUCAAACAUUGGUGGCCAUACUUUAUUUAGUUUGGCACACAUUGUCAUCCAAAUCUUAGAUGUCAAUGAGUUCACACCUACAUUCAGGAAAAAAGAAUAUAACUUUUCUGUAUUUAAAAAUGUACCCAUUGGAACUAGGAUUGGAAACGUAAUAGCUACAGAUUAUGACCAAGGCUCUGAAGGUCAGGUGUUUUACCUGAUGUUUGGUCAAAACAAAUAUAUGGGCUUUGAAAUUGACAAACUUUCUGGAGAAAUAUACACAACUGUCAGUUUGAGAAAACAAGGCAACAGUCACGUAGUUUUAAAAGUUCUGGCGAAGAACUCUGGCGUUAUCACUGGCAUGGAUGUGGACGAGACUUUGGUGCACAUCAGGGUGAUUGACACAAACGAUGCACCCGUUUUCACUUAUGCACUUUAUUUGGCCAAUGUUGCAGAAGACAGCCCCGUUGGGACAUCUGUGGUAACUGUUAGUGCUCUGGAUGAGGACUCCAUCUUGGACUGGAAUCAUUUCUUCUUCAGUAUUGCAAAUGGAAACACAAACUUCUCUUUUGUCGUUGAUCCAUCCAGUGGUGUUAUUUCAGUACAUUCUCCACUUGACAGAGAACUAUGGCCAGUUUAUAAUCUGACUGUUACAGCCACUGAUAAUGGCGCUCCACCAGCCACUGGGACUACUAAUGUCAUUGUGAUUAUUGACGACGUUAAUGACAGCGUUCCCAAACUCACAAUUACUGAGGCUCAAGUGAAGGAAAAUCAGCCUCAAGGCACAAUGGUUGCCAGAUUAAAUGCAUCUGAUUCUGAUUUGCCCCCAAACCAGGGCCCUUUUACUUACUGGUUGGUAAAUCCUUCAACAGGUAGUGUUUUUUCACUGACUCCUGAUGGAGUUUUAUUCACCACACGGACUAUUGACCGGGAACAAAUCUCUGCAUAUCGAGUCCUGGUGGCUGUCAGGGAUGCAGGGAUCCCUCCGCUGUCAUCCACAACAAUGAUCCACAUCACGAUUGUGGAUGAAAACGAUAACCCUUCACAGCCUAGAAAUAUCUUCAUCGAGGUGAAAUACUUUGGCACUUCCUUCCACGGAGGCAUGAUUGGCAAUGUCCAUCCUGAGGAUCAGGAUGAGUCGGAUACAUUCAGCUGCACCAUCAAAAGUGGACCACUUAAUAUGUUUACAAUAUCUAAUGGCACAUGUGAGCUGUGGUCGUCUCCUUUUCAAGGCGAGGCUACAAUCAACAUUACUAUCGAAGCUACAGACCAGCUUCACUUCCCAGUCAACAACAGCAUCUAUGUAACCUACAAAGGUUUCACAAAUGCUUCUAUAGACAGCUGCAUAUUGUUCUAUGUGUCAUCAUCCUCAAUGGAGGAGUUUAUGUCUAAUAAGUAUUUGCGGUUUGUGAAAGCUCUGGACAGUCUGUUUAACCUACAGGCCUCUAAGACUCAUGUAUUUGGAAUCAAACACAUUGGCAGUGAAAUCCUUCUAUUGGCUGCGGUGAAAAACUACAAUGGUCAAUAUCUUAGCAAAGAGGUGGCCAUUGGUAUCUCUGCAGGCCAUAAGAAAUUACUGGAGGCUCAGAGCAAUGUGACGAUUUCUCACAUCACAAGUGAUCCAUGUCUCACCAGCCCUUGUCAAAAUGGGGCGACGUGCAACAAAAACACUUACAUCAGUCAGGAUGUGGCUGUACUGGAAAGCUCGGCGGUCAUCUUUGUGUCACCGCAGAAAGAGAUUUUUAAUUGUACCUGUCUAGCCGGCUUCACCGGGACACUGUGUGAAGACGACAUUGACGAAUGUGAGGUGAAUCCCUGCGAGAAUAAAGGCACGUGUGUGAAUGCUCCAGGAAGUUUCUACUGUCACUGUCAGAGUGGCUUCUCUGGCUCUUUCUGCUCUGCUGAUGUAGAUGAAUGCCUGAAGGUGAAGUGCCAAAACGGAGGAACUUGUAUUCCCACUCAGGAUGGAUAUCGCUGCCACUGUGUGCCUGGAUUUGAGGGGCAAAUGUGUGAGCAGUUCAUAGACCACUGUAAAUCAACCCCUUGUGCUCAGGGCAGCUGCAUCAAUUCACAGACAGGAUUUUCUUGUAAUUGUCCCUUUGGAGUCAGUGGAGCCCACUGUGAGGAGCACAGUUAUGGCUUUGAGGAGCUGUCGUUCAUGGAGUUUCCCCCAUUGGAUCGCAGGAUUAAUUUAAUCUCUCUAGAGUUUGCAACAGUACAGAGAAACUCCCUGCUCCUGUACAACCCCGGAGGAUCCUCCAGCAGGGAGUUCUUUGCACUGGAGAUACUGAAUGGGGCCAUGCAUCUCUCGUAUGACCUGGGCUCAGGACCUGUGAGGCUGCAGACAAACAAGCAUGUGGCAGAUGGAUAUUUCCACAGUGUCACUGCCAGGAGGAUUGGGAAUAUGGGUUCUUUACAUGUGGACAACUGCACAGAUGAUGAGAACAAUGGAUUUUGUUUUUCACAGAGUGAUGGCAGUAGCUUAAAGAGAACACUAGAUGUUGGCAGUAAUAUGACAUUUGGAGGAACAAGGACAUUUGAAUCUAUUUUACUGCAUCCGGCUCAGAUAAAAACCCAUGACUUCGUUGGAUGUAUUCGUAACAUUCAUGUAAAUGGAAUCCUGCUGAGACCUUCAAUGGCCCUCGCAACAUAUAACAUCCUUGAUAGGUGUCCUCGGACAACACCAUCCCCAUGUCAUAGCAACCCAUGUAAGAACGGCGGCGUGUGCCAUGACCUUUGGUCUGACUACCUUUGCGAGUGCAAAAGCCAUUUUACUGGAAGCAACUGUGAUAAAGAAAUGUCAGAGAAGCUUGUAUUGCGAUUUAAUGGGAAUGAUUACAUUGAGUAUGUCAUCAAGGAGCGAUUCAAGAGAGACUACCUGUUACAAGACUUGCUGGAUGUUGAAAGAAAGGGAAACACCAGAGACCAAAAAGUGAUUGACAUCAAGUUCAAGACCCAAGAUAAUGGAGUGUUAUUGUUUGUUGUUGGAGAGACAGGAUACACUAUGCUGAAGAUAAAAGACAGAAAGCCAGUGUACAUUUCCAAAGACGCACUGUCAGGACACCAGUCAGAGUUCACUGUGGACUCUCCUGUGGCUGACGGGGUCUGGCAUGUCCUCUCCUUGUUCAGCAAUGGACAGAUUACCUUUCUGCUUCUGGAUAGGAAAUCAGUCUUGAACAUCACUGACAGCAGUAUGGAUCUCAAUCCUGUCAGUGUGGAAAAGAUUAUUUUUGGUGCACUUCUGACAGGUGAUUUAAAACUCCAACAGUCAGGGUUCACUGGAUGUGUGCAGUAUCUCAACGUGAGUGGGUACACUCUGCCUGUCAGUGGACUCAGUGUGAUGGCGGACGUCUCGCCAAGCUCGACCCUUGUUCAAUCGAGCUGCAGCUCUCCGGGUGUCUGCCUCCCCUCGUCCUGCUCUGAGGAGGAAACAGCCGGGAGGCGUUGUCUCUCUGGACAUGCUGUGCACAACAGGUCCUGCAUCUGUUUACAUAACGUUUCUGAGCACGCCUGUGAUAUGUGCAUCUCUACGACAGAGAGCCGUAAUCAGUGCUCUGAGGCUCAGGGCAGCGCUCCUCUGUGGCUUAUAGCUGUGAUUCUUCCUCUAACCUCCAUCCUGGUGAUAGGAGCGUGUGUUGCCCUUUACAGAGUGAGGCGACAGAAUGCAAAGUGUCAGAGAGAUAGCUCGCCACAACAGACAGACAAUGUAGCGUUUUGCUUUGAUGACAAGAGAACACUCACAGAUGCUGAGUCUGCAGAAAUAGAGAAACAACACGACCCAAUGAGUGCUGAUCAGCAGAGGUUAAGUCUGGAGUUUUACGGUGAUGCCAGUUUGUUAAGUGUUCAGCAGGUGCCAAAAAGUGAGCUGGAGUAUUAUGAAAUCGGCAGCAUCUGUAGUGCACUUCAUUCAGACACUGCCUCACUGACACUCAGCUGCCACAAACAGCCCAAGUGUGUGAAAGCUGAUCCUAAACGGUGGGGAGAUUUGAGGAUGCUGUUAGCAGGAUUUAAGAAAGAAUGCUUCAGUGAAGAAGAGGGGGCAAAAAUUCCUACAAAGCCUCAAAAUGUGGCUUUCUUAAACAAGCAGUUGUUGACUAAGAUUGAUGCAGAGCAGUCCCAGCAUACACCACCUCGUUACCAGAAGAGGUUCAUACAACCAAAGUUCCUGGAACCGGCCCAAUGUCUCACGUUUGAGGAAAUAGGUAAACUAUACACUCCUCGGGAGAAAACAAUGUCACAUGCAGCAUCCCCAGGGUUUGGACCUGACAAGUCCACCACGAUGAUCGGUGCCUCAUCUGACAGUGAAACAGGCAGCACAUUCACCUGCUCGGAGUCUGAGUGCGGACAGUUUUCUACCAUCAGCGCCAGGACAUAUAUACAUGACCUAUCAUCCCUGUCAGCGUGCAGCUUUAGACAACAAGGCAUCUUGCCUGUCAGCUCAUUCUUAAAACACUCCUGUCACUCUGCUGCAGGUCAGCACAAAGCUGAGAGUGCUCCCUCAAGUAUGUUUGAGCAAUGGGGAAAUCUUUUAAAUAUGCAUCUACCUUUCAGCAGCUAUGCUCCCGUAUUUGAGGAUAUAGCAUGUCUACCCUCUGACCCCAGUCAUGGCUUUGAUAUGCAAAGUGACAUGGAGGAAAUUAUUUGAUGGCCAUUAUAUACUUUGUAUAUGUCGCAAAAGGGUCAGGUGGGAAAAUUGUAAAUAUGCAGUCGGUUACUUAUUUGAAAUAAUUUUGAUGCAUCAAAACUCAACAACAAUGUAAAAGAAUGACAUGAAAAUCCAAACUUUUAGUUGCGACUGUUAGGCCCGCUGCCUCUAGCUUCUCUGUUCUGUCCUCUCUCCCUCAGUUUUUGUACAUAUAGCAUGGCACUUGUCACAACAUUAAUUUUAGAAAAGGCACUUUCCCGAAGACCAAAGAGUGACUGUGUUCUUUGUGUUAAUUCACAAUUACAGUCUUACAGAACUGUCAAAAUGUAAGAUCUGUUUAAGCGUUAGUGUCCUUGUGGAGUGUGAAUGGAGAAUUGGAGAAUUUUUUUUUUAUUAUUAGAAAAUGUGUUUAUUUUAUAUUUGGAAAAUUGCAAUACAUUUUAUUUAUGCACUAAUGAAACAAAGGUACAAUUUACUUAGUAAAACAGAGUACCUUAGAAACAAUACAAAUGUGCAAACAAAGUAUGAGUUAACAAGACAUGAAAAUAUAAAAGUAGAAAACAGAAUAAAACAAUAAAUAAAACAUUAAGAACAUUAGGCUGGUAAUAAAAAAGCCUUCCAGUACAAGUGAGUUUUAAGACGUGGCAUGAAGUGAUUCUGAUCUGGCUCCUUGCCAAGAAGAAAAGCCUCAGUAAACUUCUAACAUAGCAUUUUUGUUGGAACAAUCAGGAGACCCCUGCUUGAGGAUCUCAGGCUGCGUUGGGCUCAUAGAGGAUUUCAAUCUGUAUAAUUACUGUAGGAGCAUGCAGUACUUUAAUAGUGAAAAGCAAAGUAUCAAAAUUGAUUCUAAAGCUAACAGGGAAGUGACAUAUUUGAAGCAGCAAAAGUAACUAAUCACUUGAUUGAUGAUGUAUUUUAUCCAGUUGUUGUACUGCUAUUAAAUUUCCUAGUAACUAA
Molecule: messenger RNA, 10160 nt
Organism: Perca fluviatilis (European perch)
Lineage: Eukaryota; Metazoa; Chordata; Actinopteri; Perciformes; Percidae
Product: protocadherin Fat 4
Exons: 16
Coding region: 84-9203 (3039 amino acids)
Biological process (GO): homophilic cell-cell adhesion
Cellular component (GO): plasma membrane
Molecular function (GO): calcium ion binding
Source: RefSeq, a predicted model, not a curated record